GGGAUACAGGUGGGUCACGUGAGGUCAGGGCCUCUUUUAUAGCCCCAUCACCACAGCUGGCUCUGUCUUCUGCCACCCACACCAGCUGUCCCACUCGCCAUGGAGAAGAUCCUGAUCCUCCUGCUCGUCACCCUCUCGGUGGCCUAUGCGGCUCCCGACCCACGGGGGAUUAUUAUAAACCUGGAGGAAGGUGAGCUCUGCCUGAAUAGUGCCCAGUGCAAGAGCAAAUGCUGCCACCACUCGAGCUUGUUGGGCCUGGCCCGCUGCGCACCACUGGCCAGCGAAAACAGCGAGUGCUCUCCCAAGACGCUCUACGGGGUUUACUACAAGUGUCCCUGUGAGCGUGGCCUGACCUGUGAGGCAGACAAGACCAUCACGGGUACCAUCACCAACACCAACUUUGGCGUCUGCCACGACAUUGGGCGUUCCAAGCAGUGAGACCGCCCACCCACUCCCAAGCCUAGUCCAGCGUGCUGCAGGCCUCAAGAUGCAGGGGCAUCUUUCCCCUGCUCCAGGGCCUCUCCUGGGCUGGCCACCUCCUUGACCAGCGCCUCUGUCUUCUGAUUGGGCUCUUGACAAUUAAAGGCCUCCCGCAAACCUUU
Sapajus apella (tufted capuchin) is the source of this 602-nucleotide messenger RNA. It is a transcript of the gene CLPS, whose product is annotated as colipase. The transcript has 3 exons. Gene Ontology annotation, molecular function: lipase binding; enzyme activator activity. The record is from RefSeq and is a predicted model, not a curated record. Lineage: Eukaryota; Metazoa; Chordata; Mammalia; Primates; Cebidae. Gene Ontology annotation, cellular component: extracellular region. Bases 100 to 438 code for a protein of 112 amino acids. Gene Ontology annotation, biological process: lipid catabolic process; response to food; digestion.